Racocetra fulgida is the source of this 288-nucleotide messenger RNA. The record is from the annotation of a GenBank genome assembly. NCBI's taxonomy places the organism in Eukaryota, Fungi, Glomeromycota, Glomeromycetes, Diversisporales, Gigasporaceae.
CAUUGUAUAAAGAAAUUUCGGGUAUUGGUGAUGAGAAAGAAAAAAAGAAGAAGCUUAGUGAUAUGAUUAAACAAUCAAUUCCAAACUUUAAUAAUCUAAAAAAUAAAUUAUGUGAAUUUUCUCGUUUGAAAAAAUUUUAUAAAUUAAUUGUUUUAUUAAUCGAAAAUCCUACAUUAAAUGCAAAAAAAAUUCCAUUAGAAUUCUGUUUUCAACAAUUUAGUGGUUUGGGUUUAACGGUUAAUUAUCUAUAUGAAGUUAAAGAACAAGAAUUUAAAAACUUUUUAGACA